This is a messenger RNA of Aegilops tauschii subsp. strangulata, 4503 nucleotides long. The record is from RefSeq and is a predicted model, not a curated record. Lineage: Eukaryota; Viridiplantae; Streptophyta; Magnoliopsida; Poales; Poaceae.
AUGGUAUCAGAUUUGCCAGAAUACCUCAAGAAACCCACCUAUUCCACUCGCCAGAAACAACAAGCCACCGAGAUGGAGCAGCAACUCGCCGAUCUCGCGGACGCGAUGGCGAAGAUCCAGGAACAGACGGCCGCGAUCCAGCAGGCAAUCGCGGCGUCCAGCACCCUCGUCGCAGAGAUCAAGCCGGCGGUGCUGGAUCUCGCGGCAUGGCGGCCCGUGAUGGAGAAAUCGGUGGAGGAGCUGCAAACCGAUCUGGGCGGCCUUCGCAACCAGAUCGCACAGGUCGCGCGCAACCCCGUGCUCUCCAUUAAGCCGGCGGAUCUUCCCCCGCUGAUUCCGCGCGUCCCCGAGGCGGAUCGGGCUCCCAACGGUGACAACAGUCACGGGCCAAGCGGCCACCACGACGACACAACAACACGGAGGUUGGGUACCGGAGUGGUCACCACCCUCCUGCCACCUCCGGCCAUGACCAUGCUCUGGUUAGAGAAUAGUGGAUUUGAUCUUGAUUGCCUAAAGUGGGAGGAAUUCUGCGCGCUGGUCUGUGACCAGUUCGGACGCAACGAAUUCUCUGUUUUGCUUCGUCAGUUGUUUCACCUUCGUCAGACAGACUCGGUGCUCGAUUACACUACUCGUUUCAAUGAAACUAUGCAUGCUCUGCUUGCUCAUAGCAAGGCUUGGGAUCCUGCUUUGUUUCCUUCCCGUUUUGUUGAUGGCCUUAAAGAUGAAAUUCGAGUAGUUGUUCUGGUUCACAACCCCAAGGAUUUGGAUACUGCUAUCUCUCUUGCGUAUCUGCAGGAAGAAGCUCUGGAGAUCCUCAAGCGCCGGGAGCCGCGGCGCGCGGACAUGGGGCACAGCUCGCGCACGCAUUUACGCGGAGCCAUGCCAUUGCCGCCCCCUACAGGACGGCCACCCACUCUGACUACACCACCGGAGGCUCCCCGCGGCGACACGAUGCCACGGGGAACACCAUCGACAGAUGAGCGCCUCUCCACCUUGGGCGCUUAUCGCAGGGCGCGCGGUCUCUGCUACAUGUGCGGGGAACGCUGGUCGCGGGAUCACAAGUGUGCAACCGCGGUGCAGCUACACGUGGUACAAGAGCUGUUCGAUGUGCUCGGCCUGACGGACAGCACGCCUGAACCAGCUCCGUCCGAGAUCAACAGUGAAGUGCACACCAUUUCAAGGGCUGCUGUGGAUGGAGAGGCCACACCUCAGACUAUCAGGUUGCAAGGCAAGAUUCAAAACCACCAGGUUCUCAUUCUGGUUGACAGUGGUAGCUCACACAGUUUCGUCAGUUCAGCCCUAGCGGCGCGUCUGCAAGGGGUGGUGCAAGCUGUUCGGCCGCUGUCAGUUAAAAUUGCAGAUGGUGGUGAGAUGCGCUGCACACAAGAGCUGCUCAAAGGGGAAUGGACUGUUCAUGGGCACAAAUUCUACUCUCGGUUGAAAGUGUUGUCGCUCGGAUGCUAUGAUAUGAUCGUGGGAAUGGACUGGUUGGAGAUCACCAGCCAUCAGUUGCAGGCUAUGCUGGAAGAGAAUGCGGUUCACUACAUAGUCCAACUUUGCACAGUUGAUGGGAGUGCUACUCAGGAUGCCUUACCAGCUAGCAUUGAGAAUCUGUUGGCUCGUUUUGCUCAUCUCUUUGAGGAACCCAAGGGACUGCCACCACAUCGAGAGUUCGACCAUGCAAUUCCAUUGAUUCCAGGCGCUCAACCAGUUAAUCUCCGGCCUUAUCGCUACAGCCCCCAGCAAAAAGAUGAGAUUGAAGCACAGGUUGCCGAAAUGUUAAAACAAGGGAUCAUCCAGCCUAGUUAUAGUCCCUAUGCUUCGCCGGUUCUCUUAGUCCAGAAGAAGGAUGGAACAUGGAGAUUUUGCGUGGAUUACAGACACCUCAAUGCUAUUACGGUCAAGAACCGCUACCCUCUGCCCAUCAUUGAAGAACUCUUGGACGAACUAGCGGGCUCUUGUUGGUUCACGAGCUUGGACUUGAGAGCUAGAUAUCAUCAGAUCCGAAUGGUGCCGGAGGACGAGCACAAAACUGCAUUCAAAACUCAUCAUGGCCACUUUCAGUUCAAAGUGAUCCCUUAUGGUGUUACCGGAGGCCCUAGCACUUUCCAAGGGGGUGUGAACACUGUUCUUGCUCCACUGCUACGCAAAGGGGUGCUCGCGUUCAUUGAUGACAUCCUGGUACAUAGCAGCACCUUGGAGGAGCAUGUUAAGCUGCUGCGACAAGUGUUUGAAUUGUUGGAUAAAUACAAACUUCACAUUAAGCGCAGCAAGUGCAGUUUUGCUCAGAAACAGCUGACUUAUUUGGGACAUGUGAUCAGCGAGCAAGGAGUAGCAACAGACAACAAGAACAUUGCUGCAGUGCAAAGGUGGAAGACUCCUACCUGUGUGAAGGAAGUACGGGGAUUCUUGGGGCUUGCAGGUUAUUACCGGCGUUUCGUCCGGAACUUUGGAGUGAUCAGCCGGCCGCUCACGAACCUGUUGAAGAAGAAUGCGGUGUUUGUGUGGAGCCAAGAGGCCGAUGCAGCCUUCCAUCACCUGAAGCAGUCACUGAUCACGGCGCCGGUGCUAGCCUUGCCCUGCUUUGACACCCCGUUUGAGAUUGAGACGGAUGCUUCUAACAAAGGGAUUGGGGCUGUGCUUAUGCAGGCCGGGCACCCUAUAGCAUUCCUCAGUCGGGCGUUGGGGCCUCGCAACCAAGGUCUCUCUACCUAUGAGAAGGAGUUCAUGGCAGUUCUUCUUGCAGUGGAGCGCUGGAGGCCGUACUUGCAAGGGAAUGAGUUCACCAUACGCACGGAUCAGCGCAGUUUGGCCAACCUGGGUGACCAACGACUGUCCACACCUUGGCAGAAGAAGGCGCUGACCAAGUUAAUGGGGCUACGUUAUAAGAUUGUGUAUCGCAAAGGCGUGGAGAAUCGCGCGGCGGACGCCUUGUCCCGUGCUGAUCAUGGUGACUUGUUGGCCCUCUCGGUCGCUCAACCAACUUGGCUGGAGGAUGUUGUUCGGGGAUAUCACGGUGACCCACAUGCCAAGGAUAUUCUGCAGCGCUAUACCGGAGCACCAAGUGAUGAUAAUCCAUACUCUGUGGUGGACGGCGUGAUCAGGCAAGCAAAGUCCGAGCACGUGCGAUCGCCUGGUCUCCUGGAACCCUUGCCAAUCCCACCGCAUGCUUGGCACACGAUCACUCUGGACUUUGUUGAGGGUCUGCCACUGUCUAAGAACUACUCCUGUAUCAUGGUGGUGGUUGACAAGCUCACUAGGUACGCUCACUUUGUGCCCCUGUCGCACCCAUUCACCACUCUACAGGUUGCUACAGCAUACAUGACGCACAUCUACAAGUUGCAUGGGUUGCCGUAUGCUAUGGUCUCCGACCGCGACCGGGUGUUUACCAGCAGCCUUUGGAGAGAGUUGUUUCGGCAGGCAGGAACUGAUCUGAAGAUGUCAUCGGCCUAUCAUCCACAAACCGAUGGUACCACGGAGCGAGUGUUUACCAGCAGCCUUUGGAGAGAGUUGUUUCGGCAGGCAGGAACUGAUCUGAAGAUGUCAUCGGCCUAUCAUCCACAAACCGAUGGUACCACGGAGCGAGUCAACCAAUGCAUGGAAGCCUACUUACGUUGCUUCGUGCAUGCUUGCCCACACAAAUGGGUCCUGUGGCUACACCAGGCUGAGUUUUGGUAUAAUACCGCCUUUCACUCGGCUCUCAACUCCUCGCCUUUUGAGGUUUUGUACGGCCAUUCGCCUCGCCACUUUGGCAUUGUCGAUUCUUCUUCUGUGGCAUCGGCUGAUCUGACUGCGUGGAUGCAAGAACGACAGUUGAUAACAGCCAUCCUGAAGCAGCAACUGGAGCGGGCUCGCCAGCGCAUGAAAGAGCAAGCUGACAAGAAGCGCUCGGAGCGAGUGUUCCAAGUGAAUGACUGGGUGUUCGUCAAGCUGCAACCCUAUGUGCAGACGUCAGUUGCGGCCCGUGCUAACCACAAACUCUCUUUUCGCUACUUUGGCCCCUUUCAGGUUCUGGACAAGAUUGGCUCAGUCGCAUACAAGCUGGCCCUCCCUGCAGACAGCCGGGUGCACCCGGUCUUCCACGUCUCACUGUUGCGUGGGGCUCUACCGCCAGCUACCGCAGCCCAGCCGGACCGGGCAGUGCCACCGGCUCCUCAUACGGCGCCAUCUGUUCCAGAGGCAGUGCUUCAGCGCCGGGUGGUUCAGAGAGGCACAGCUCGACUACCGGAGGUGCUGAUCAAGUGGUCUGGCCAGCCGGCGUCUUUGGCUACCUGGGAGGACUACUUCGAGCUCCGCAGCCGGUUCCCGGGAGCCGCGGCUUGGGGUCAAGCCGGCGCUGAAGGGGGAGGGGAUGUCACGGCCCCCUCUACCUCAUCCCCACCAGAAGGCACCACCGGAGAGGCCGGCCCGCUUAGGCCCAGGCGGGAGAGGAAGCCCAGUGCCAGGUACGACCCAGCGACCUGGGAGCUGGCACCGCUACAAAAGGGAGCGACCACCAAGUGA